GCGAUCUUCCCUGAUCCCCCUCCACCUUCUCCGACUCGCUGCCCCACCCUUCUCCCGCAACCCCCGCGCCCCCAAACGGAAUCCCGCCGGUGCCCGGCUAGUCUCCCCGGCGCGCCGGCGCCGCCCCGGACCUCGCCGACACCCCGCGCGCCUCCUUCGCUGCCACCAUCCAGUGAGUAGCCGCCACAACUACCGCCCCCGAGAGCGCCGGCACGCACGGAUCUAGCCGGACCCGAUCGGAGUGGGCCAGGGGUGCCCUUCGCGGGCGCUGUGUUGCCGCCGUUGACCGCCAUGCCACUGCCGCCCCCAAUUCCCCACCACACAUUGCCACGCGCGGGCCAGCCCCGCGCCGACGACUAGGCAUGACUCGAACCACGGUGUUCUGCUGCUAGCUCUAGAAGCGCCCUCAGGCACUGAUCCCAUUCUUCCACACGACCGCUGCUGGUCACCCGCCCCAAACGCCGUCGAGCCAGCAUCUCCUCCAAAAAAUCUGAUGGCGGAGGGCCCCUGCUCCUCAAUGCCAUGGCCGCCCUAUCCGCUCGGCCCCCUGGCAAUCCUUGCCGCCGCCCCGCCACAAACGUCCACCCUAUGGAGCUCCCUCCUCCACUGGUGUCCGGCCGCCUCCCUGUCCCUUGCCACAUCUACGCAUGGACCUCUACGAGGGGAGAGUUCAUCAUCUCAGGGCACCACAUCAACACUCCAAGAGAUGUGUGGACCGAGCACUGUGACAACGCAGUAAAGGAAAAUAAUGCAUGCUUGUGUGAAGUUCUACCACGGCUAUAUGCUGGAAGCUGUGAAGUCCUAGCACGGCUCUCCACCAAGUUCUAGUCGAUUCAACGUCUACUCUUUCCGUUUUUCACUCUAGUGAGCAUGAGAUGCUGCUGAUGCAUGUGCUCUUCUACCUCGGAAAGAAGCUACUGCUGCUUCGGAUUUGGGUGAACAUCCGGUAUGGAGAUGUGUGUAUGCUACGAUGAGAAGAUAAGGCAUAUGAUUUUUUUUUAUAGACAAAGGUGUGUGUAUGCUACGAUGAGAAGAUAAGGUAUUUUUUAUAGAAUCAACGUGUGGUGGAGAGACAUGCACCGCUUUGUCACAAAACCAUCAACCGGCUUAUAUAUUGCUUAAAUUAUUAUCACAUAUGUAAUUAGAAGAGCAAGUACUUAGUUUUUCAUGGUUUGAUGCGUAUAUUUUGUAAUUAUUUUUCAUUUACAAACCACUAA
Molecule: messenger RNA, 1217 nt
Organism: Triticum dicoccoides
Lineage: Eukaryota; Viridiplantae; Streptophyta; Magnoliopsida; Poales; Poaceae
Exons: 3
Coding region: 523-828 (101 amino acids)
Source: RefSeq, a predicted model, not a curated record